Molecule: messenger RNA, 6467 nt
Organism: Lampris incognitus (smalleye Pacific opah)
Lineage: Eukaryota; Metazoa; Chordata; Actinopteri; Lampriformes; Lampridae
Gene: sumo1
Product: small ubiquitin like modifier 1
Exons: 5
Coding region: 75-380 (101 amino acids)
Biological process (GO): protein sumoylation
Cellular component (GO): PML body; nucleus
Molecular function (GO): protein tag activity; ubiquitin-like protein ligase binding
Source: RefSeq, a predicted model, not a curated record
CAAGCUAGAAGCCCAGCAAACUGGUUGUGGCUACAUCCGUUGUCAACAGAUCUCCGCCACCACAGAUAAACAUCAUGUCAGAUAUGGAGACAAAGCCAUCCAGCCAAGAUGGGGGCGGUAAGAAGGGGGGCGAGUACAUCAAACUGAAAGUGAUUGGGCAGGACAACAGUGAAAUUCACUUCAAAGUGAAAAUGACAACGCAUCUAAAGAAGCUGAAGGAGUCAUACAGCCAGAGACAGGGAGUCCCAAUGAACACGCUAAGGUUUCUUUUCGAAGGCCAGAGAAUCGCAGACAACCAAACCCCUAAAGAGCUGGGAAUGGAAGAUGAGGACGUGAUUGAAGUCUAUCAAGAACAGACUGGUGGACUUUGGAAUGAUUAAAAGUUUCUAUGUUUAUUUUAAUUUUUUUUCUUUCUUAUUUUUGAUUUUAUUUUGUAUGUAUGUAUGGUCCCCCCCCUUGUUUUCAAACCAUCUGGAUCAAACCAACUCUAAUCAGGCUUCCGUGUAUCAGGGCAGAGAGAUAACUGCAAGGUAUGAGAGAGGCUAAGGAUUUUCUUGAUCUCACUCACGCCUUCUCCGAAACGCAGGCGUACUCGUGUUGAGUCGGGCAUUAGCAUCACGUCGAUGACUCGUAUGACUUGAAUGUUCGAGCAGAGCUGAAUCAGCAAAAUAGAUUUUAAUUUUUGUGUUUGCUUGAUUUGCUUUUGUUUGAGUUGUAUUUCAAGGCACUGAUAGCCCCUCAGCUGUGUAGUGUGUGUUCGAACACGUGACCAAAAGUCAACAAAAAUGUAUUGUCGGCCAUGUUGGAGGAUAAGAACGCUGUGGGCGAAUUGCACUUUAGCAGCAAAAUUGUCGUCGUUGUCAUCAGACGUGCCUUCAUUUUUUUUUUAUUUACAAAUGUAAUGAUAGCGAUAAAUGUAAACACUUAUCGUUUUGUCAUGUUCCAAAAAUCAUUAGGCACCAAGGAGAACAAGCCGAAGAACUGUCAAGUGAGCAACGUAGGCUAUGGUUUGCUGCUAUCAGUCAAGAAGGCCUAAUCAAAAAGAUUUUGAAAAGUGAUCUUGUUUGCAGUGAGCAAACACUGACACUGACACUUGCUAUGUGCGAGCAACAUUCGCCCAAUCCGGCCAUACAACCAGUACAGUGGGCAGAAAGAACCACACCAUCUUCAGUUGUUAUGAUCCACAGCUGGACAAGUGGAUCAUUCGUCCGUUGAGAAUGCCUAACUUUCGCAACCAAAACAUAUGUCUUGUUUAUAAUACAACCAAGAACGCUAUGAAUAAAUCCAGAAACCAUGUGAUUGUAGACUUGAACAACAGUCUUCGUAAAAAUCAAAAUGGAUUUCAUAAGAACAGAUCAACAGUUGGUCAAAUACUGACUGAGGCGAAUCAUCGAGAGUGUAAAGGCAAACAAUCUACCGGCUGUAAUUUUGUCUGUCGAUUUUUCAAAGGCCUUUGAUUCGAGCAACCAUGAUAGAAUGGAGAAAAUCAUGCUAGCAGCCAUCAUGAUGUUCUACAAAGACACGCUCGAAAGUUCACUCUCCAAAUGGAGACACAGAGUUUUUUGAUAUUGCUGCUGGUGUGUUACAAGGUCACAUGCUAGCACCAUUUCUUUUUAUCCUGUGUCUCGAUUAUGUACUAAGAACCUCCAUCAACACAAUCAAGGAGCUUGGCCUUCCACUGAAGCCCAGGAGAAGCAGUUGACAUCCUGCUCAAAGUGUCUGUGAAUGUUCUCAUUCUUUAACUGAUGUCGACUACGCAGAUGAUCUUGCCCUUCUCGCUGAUAACAUUAAGCAUGCUACCUCGCUGUUGCACAGUCUUGAAAAUGCAGCGAAACAAGUAGGCCUCCACAUCAAUGCUAGGAAAACUGAAUUCAUCAGCUACAACCAAGAAGGAAUCAUCUCCCAUCAGAUGGUCAUAACAUCAAAUCUGUCUCUGAAUUCAUAUACUUGGGAGGCAACAUCGAAUCCACCGAAAGAGAUGUGCAGCUUCGAAUUGGAAAGGCUUGGGGUGCCACUGAGGGACUUAACGUCAUCUGGAAGCCCACGUUACCAGACAAACUGAAGCGGGAAUUUUUUCGAGCAACAGUUGAGUCCGUUUUCACUUAUGGAUCAUCUUGUUGGACCCUCACUAAAUGGCUUGAACCCAAACUUGAUGGGGCUUUCACGAGAAUGCUGCGGGCUGCACUCAAUGCAUCCUGGAAGAAGCACCCUACAAAGAAGUGGCUCUAUGGCAACAUACCCGCCGUCUCAAACACUAUCUGAGAACGAAGGGUUUGAUUUACUGGUCAUUGCUGCAGUAGCAAGAAAGAACUUGCAAGCGACACUCUGCUUUUGUCACCCAAACGUGGAAAGACAUGUGUGGGAAGGCCUGCAAGAAAUUACAUCAAUGAACUGGUCGACGACACAGUAUCUGAGGAUCUUCCAGCUGCUAUGCAGGAUAGAGACGGGUGGCGUAAGAGGGUCAGAGCCAUCCAAGGAUACUCGACCUGAUGAUGAUGAUGAUGUAGGCUUGAAGGCUUCGAAAUGCUCGGAACUGAUUUUUUUGUGUAACAGCUUGUGUCCAAAACAAGAUACAAGAGAAUGUCACGGGAUUCAAUUGGUGGUAGGCAUUCUGGACUGAACUUUUGAGCUGGAAUGAGCAAUGGAUCUAUUCCAAUCUUUUUGAUUUAUCUUCUGUUGGUAGCGGCUUUUCACAUCUCCUUCGAGUUUAUCUGCAGAUGCCGAUAGCAUUAGUUUCGUGUUUACAUCGUCAAUUACGUUAAGUUCUCCAACAUGGUCGCGGCCUCGUAUUGAAAUCGUGUGACGUCAUGCGAACAUACACUAUUAGCUUACCGAGAAGCUAUUUAUUAAGCCUGAUUAUAAGUUGCGUGCGUUGAUAAAUCCCCCUGUUCAAUUCAAUUAAAUUUUAUUUUUGUAGCCCAAUAUCACAAAUUACAAAUUUGCCUCAGUGGGCUUAACAGCUACGCAACAUCCUGUCCUUAGACCCUCUCAUCGGAUGAGGAACAACUCCCUAAAAACUCAGCUCAACUGUUCCGUACAGUGAAAGUUUGUUUACAAACACUUAGUUCGGUCCCUUUUAUUUGCCAAGUAACUUUUAACACAGCAGGAAUUUGACUUUAGCUGUGAUAGAUUAGCUGCUCUAGAGGAACAUCGUCACAUGCAGUGGAGAUGUGGUCAUUUGGAUGCGAGGAAAUUAAUUUGACAUCUCGACUACAUAGCCAUCUGUUUUAGAGACCGGUCAGAGGAUCGUUUACUGGUGCAGUCUUUCUCGGGGUUGUUGAGUGAUAUUGUGGGAAUUAAACCUGUGAUUUUUUGGGUAACUAGGCGGUCGCUGUAACCACUACACUCUCUGGCCACCCUGGGAUAGAAUCUGGUCUGUAAGCCCUGACACAGAUCCCGGGUGUCAGUGUGAAUCAGGGGCCCCCUUUCCACCUGGGCUUAACCCGUGUCCCCAGUUGUUUCCAGUCACGUGAUUCUGAUGAUGCUCGAGAUUCAGAUGGAGGGCAGGAAGUGAAAAGCAGAAUGGACGAGAUGGCGCUAGUUUAGCCUGAACUGUGUUAGUCUAGACGACAUUAUGAGAGGAAGGUGUAAACAGGAAGUAAGACAUGUUGGACAUGAUCUUAUGUUAUGAAGAGGGAUUUUUUUUGACGAAGUGGUGACUGCACACACGUGCGUUAUCUGACUCCGCUCCCCCCGACCGCAGACAACGCUUCGCGAGCCAUUUUUUACGGCGUUUUCUGUCAGGUUCUUGCACCCCCCCCCCCCAGCCCAUGAAAACAACUUUUGGUACUCAGUAAAAACUCCUUGUGGUUUCUCAGUUAAUGACGUCAAACAUAGGCAUUUGGAAAGUUUCUGAUAGUGCUUCCUAUGUAGAAAGUCACCUCCUGCCCUCCAUCUGUAGUUCGUGAUGUCAUAGGCAAACAACCUAUAACAUAAAAACACCUAAAACCCUUAUGGACAUGUGUCAAAGAUCCAAUUUCCCAAACUAAUCCCAGAGGUGGCGAGAGACUCGUUUGGACACUGUCUGCAUUGUGUGAAUGCAGUGUUGUCUCCAGUCAACCUCCAGCAGGGACGUAGGUCCAGCCAGGAAGGAGUCACGGUGCAGACAGGUCCAAGGCAGAUUUGAUGAUAACACGCUCAUCAAGAGAGGGAUGCCAGGACACGUAGAGAUGUGCAACGCCAGUCAUUUGCUUGGUGUUCACAGUCAAUUUUGAGCAACAUAAACAUUUCGGAAGGAAAUGAUGUGUGCUGUAAUCUGACUUAUGGCCACAGAAUGAGAAAUGCAUUUGUUUCUCCUUUCUUUGAGUGUAUAAUGUAUCAUGGUUUGAGUAAUUAAUUCCAGAAAAUGGAGAAAGACUCUUCCACCACGAGCAGAGAUUUUGCUGCCUUGGCUUUUCUUUCUGCCUUUGCAGCCUCACUUUUAAAUUUAUCCAUCCUGUUUUAAAACUGAGAAUGCAAAAAUAAUGUGAUGAAUAUUGUUAUAUAAUAAUUGAUGACUGCAGCUGAUUGCCCCAACACGAUCAUGCUAAAGAUUUGAGAUGUUUUAAUCAAUCAAUAACUAUUUAAUAUGACUAUUGUGAUUAACUUGUAUAUGUUGUAAACAGUAUUAGUGUGUUUUUGAGUGAAAUGCCAUAUUUAUCUCAAGCGUUGUCCUAUUGAAAGGGUUUUAUUCUGAAAAGUUGACUCUCAAUUUUGGAUUUUUUUUUUACUUGCUGGAGCUUUUCAUUUGAUAAUGCAAAAGCGGACAGUUCAAACUUCUGAAGCCAUAACACUGCAGGCAGGCAAAAAACAAGUCUUGCAGGUCAUUUAUAACACCAGUAGUAAUCAUGGAUGCUUUUUUUCAAUUAUUAUUUUUUUGGCAUCUUAUACCUUUAUUAGACAGUGAAAGUGUAGAAGCAGACAGGAAGUGUGGAAGAGAGAGGGGGGGUAUGACAUGGAACAAAGGUUGCUGUCUGGAAUCGAACUGGUGACAGUUGGGACCACGUGUCAUGUGCUGUAAGCAUUUGGCCAUGGAGGCACAUCAUGGAUGCUUUUUUAUGUGGAGGAACCAGUCUGUUCAUCCCCAUCCAACUGCCAGCCAUGGUGAAUGUGUGGCUUUGGAGUGAAACGGUGUGUUUGGCUGAGACAUAAAGGCCGUCCGGGUCAUUGAGGCAGAUGGUACUGAAAUCUGUGUUGGGGGUGUCUGACGGUAGAGACGCUCAUCCCAGAUAACAGCAAUGGGUGUUAGCAUCAACCAGCAGUCUUUAGCUACUCAAGUCUUCAUAUUUACUUGGAAUUUCUUGUUCUUGCUGCCUUAGAUUACAGUCAUGGCUCACCCCUGAGUCCACCUCUGUCCUAGAAGUUGACUUCCAUGGAGUUUUUCCUUGUUUUCUUGGCACUCGGCUCCUUCUUAUGAUUUUUGCUGCAGUUGACUUUCAAACUUUACCUCCUUUAUGUCUGUGCUGCUUCACCUCACUUUUUUUUUCGGGGGGAAGGGGGAAUUUUCCAACUUUUUCUCCCCAGUUGUAUCCGGCCAGUUACCCCACUCUUCCAAGCCAUCCUGGUCACUGCUCCACCCCCUCUGCCGAUCUGGGGAGGGCUGCAGACUACCACAUGCCUCCUCCCAUACAUGUGGAGUCGCCAGCUGCUACUUCUCACCUGACAGUGAGGAGUUUCACCAGGGGGACGUAGUGCUAUUCCCCCCAGUUCCCCCUCCCUCCUGAACAGGCGCCCCGACCGACCAGAGGAGGCGCUAGUGCAGCAACCAGGACACAUACCCACAUCCGGCUUCCCAUGCGCAGACACGGCCAAUUGUGUCUGUAGGGACGCCCGACCAAGCCGAAGGUAACACGGGGAUAUCGAACCGGCGAUCCCCGUGUUGGUAGGCAAGCUAUGCUAUCUGGAUGCCCUCACCGGACUGCAUUUAUAUGCUUUUCUAGUCUACCAACCACUCAAAGUGCUUUACAGUGUAUGCCUCACAUCCACCCAUUCACACACGCAUUCACACACUGAUGGUGGAGGCUGCCAUGCGAGGCACCAACCUGCUCAUCAGGAGCAGUUAGGGGUUCAGUGACUUGCUCAAGGACACUUUGACACGCUCUUUGCAGGAGCUGGGGAUUGAACCAGUGACCUUCUGAUUACUAGACGACCUGCUCUACCUCCCGAGCCUUGCCGCCCCUUUUUAACAUCUACUAAUAAGAUUCCCCCUAAAACCUCUGGUCCGGGAUGUAGAGUGAACCUUUUUUGUUUGCUCCUAGCGUAGGAUGGGUAAAUGAAUUUUGUUGUAUGUAUGUACAAUGACAUAAUUAUAAAGUGUCUGUUAAUUGGAUUAGUCAUAAUAAGACCACACCAAACCCCGACCAAGAGCAGCUGUCGUCUCCCACCGAUGCUAUAGAAGUCAGAGGACUGCUGUUCACCAGAGGAACAUUGAUGUAGAUGGUUUGAAAUUCUUGCAAUGAUGUUUUUGGUUUUUGGAAUAAAAUAUUAAA